Erinaceus europaeus (western European hedgehog) is the source of this 2121-nucleotide messenger RNA. It is a transcript of the gene KREMEN2, whose product is annotated as kringle containing transmembrane protein 2. Gene Ontology annotation, cellular component: plasma membrane. The record is from RefSeq and is a predicted model, not a curated record. Lineage: Eukaryota; Metazoa; Chordata; Mammalia; Eulipotyphla; Erinaceidae. The transcript has 9 exons. Gene Ontology annotation, biological process: negative regulation of inflammatory response; multicellular organism development; Wnt signaling pathway. The coding region runs from base 545 to 1891 and encodes 448 amino acids.
CCAGCUGCCCCUGCCCGUCCCGCGCGGUGCGGGGCGCCGGGGUGGGGGGCGCGCGGGGGCGCCCACAAUGCUCGGGUGACAGGAGGGGGCGCGCCUCGACAGAGACCCGGAUCUUGGGGUACCCCGGGGGCCCCCAGCGGCUUGGCAGUGUCCCGUGGCUCCCAGGAGCGGCCCCCGCCCCCCGCCCGCGCUCCCACUGAACUUGCAGCAACUGGAGCGGGAGGGGGCGCCGGGCCACCGGGGGUCGGGAGGGGGCGGGCGUGGGAGGCGUCUGGACCUGCUGCCUCCGCUCCAGUCUCGGGCGGGGCCUCCCGGGCCUGGGGGUGGGGGAGGGCCGGGGGCGGGAGCCAGCGCGCCCGGGACUCAGCGACGGGACGGCAGAACGCGGGGCGCGGGGCAGACGGCGAGGCUGAGCGGAGGAGGUGCCGGCCCAGCCCCCGGGACGGCGGGACACCGGGGACCCCUCCUCCAGCGGCGGCGGCCCGGACCGACGCGGGGAGGACGACGCCUCCGGGUCGCCCUGGAGUCACCGGCGGUCGGGGCGAUGGGGGCGCGGAGCCUGCGGGGCCUCCUGUUGCUCCUCCCGCUGCUGCCGCCACGCGGGGCCUCCGCGGGGAGCCUGCAGAGCCCAGGCCUGUCUGAGUGCUUCCAGGUGAAUGGCGCCGACUACCGCGGCCACCAGAACCGCACGGGCCCCCGCGGGACCGGCCGCCCCUGCCUCUUCUGGGACCAGACGCAGCAGCACAGCUACAGCAGCGCCAGCGACCCCCAGGGCCGCUGGGGGCUGGGCGCGCACAACUUCUGCCGGAACCCAGACGGGGACGUGCAGCCGUGGUGCUACGUGGCUGAGUCAGAGGAGGGCAUCUACUGGCGCUACUGCGACAUCCCCACAUGUCACAUGCCCGGGUACCUGGGCUGCUUCGUGGACUCGGGGGCACCGCCAGCCCUCAGCGGCCCCAGUGGCACCUCAACCAAGCUCACGGUCCAGCUGGCGGGCGUGGAGGCCGGCUACGCCUGCUUCUGCGGCUCUGAGAGCGACCUCGCCCGAGCACGGCCGGCCCCGGCCACCGACUGCGAUCAGAUCUGCUUUGGCCACCCCGGCCAGCUGUGCGGUGGUGACGGGCGCCUGGGCAUCUAUGAAGUGUCCGUGGGCUCCUGCCAGGGGAACUGGACGGCGCCCCAGGGUGUCCUCUACUCCCCGGACUUCCCGGACGAGUACGGGCCGGACGGGAACUGCAGCUGGACGCUGAGGCCGCCGGGCGCCGCGCUGGAGCUCACCUUCCGCCUCUUCGAGCUGGCCGACCCCCGAGACCGGCUGGAGCUGCGCGACGCCGCCUCUGGGAUCCUGCUGCGGACCUUCGACGGCGCCCGCCCGCCGCCGCCCGGGCCGCUGCGUCUGCGCACCUCGGCGCUGCUGCUCCGCUUCCGCAGCGACGCGCGCGGCCAGGGCCAGGGCUUCGCGCUCACCUACCGCGGGCUGCAGGACGCCGCUGAGGACCGGGCGCCCCCCAAAGGUUCGGCCCAGGCCCCCGGAGCGCCCCCCGACGGCGCCAACGUGAGCUGCAGCCCGCAGCCCGGGACGCCCGAGGCCGCGAUGGGCGCUCGGGUCUUCUCCUCCGUGACAGCCGUCGCGCUGCUGCUGCUCCUGCUGCUGUCGCUGCUCCGCCUACGGCGACGUCGGAGCUGUCUGCCCGCUCAGGGAAAGGGACCCCCGGCGCUGGGGCCCUCCCCAGGCCCAGGGCGCGGCUGGGCUGUGUGGUACCGCCGGCCUCGAGGGGUGGCCCUGCCCCGAGCCCCCGGAGACCCCCCGGCCGAAGCCCUGGCGCCCAGCUACCGGCCCCUGAGCGCCUCCAGCCAGAGCUCCCUGCGCUCGCUUAUCUCGGCGCUCUGACCUGGGAUCUGGGCCAAGAGGGCCCACGUCGAGCCGCCGCCACCCUGCCGCCCGUGGGGGUGCUGCCAGCGGGCAGGAAGCCCCCGGUGCCGUUGCUGGGGAUUUGGCCUGUCCGUGCAGGCCCGGAGGGGUCCUCGAUCCCUCCUCACAGAACUUUCCACGACCCCCGGGCCACUGUUGGACUGCGUGGGGUGCGGGGAGCCCUGGAAUAAAGGUCUCCUCUGUACAGG